Molecule: messenger RNA, 1699 nt
Organism: Xiphias gladius (swordfish)
Lineage: Eukaryota; Metazoa; Chordata; Actinopteri; Istiophoriformes; Xiphiidae
Gene: nme3
Product: NME/NM23 nucleoside diphosphate kinase 3
Exons: 5
Coding region: 85-594 (169 amino acids)
Biological process (GO): CTP biosynthetic process; UTP biosynthetic process; GTP biosynthetic process
Molecular function (GO): nucleoside diphosphate kinase activity
Source: RefSeq, a predicted model, not a curated record
ACGUGCGUGCGUGCGUGCGUGCGUACGCCCCCCCCCCCCGUUGCCUCCUCCUUCCAAAACAGUGUGGUCCGUCCACCGGCGACGAUGAUCUGCCUGCUCCUGUCCGUUUUCGCCCACAUCUUUCAGUCAGGGUGGACCGGGUUGAAUGAGCGCACCUUCAUUGCUGUGAAACCCGAUGGCGUGCAGCGGAAACUGGUGGGAGAAAUCGUGCGUCGCUUUGAGAAGAGAGGGUUCAAGCUGGUGGGCCUCAAACUUAUGCAGGCAUCUGAGGACCUUCUAAGGGAACAUUACUGGGACCUCAGGAGUAAGCCCUUUUUCAGCGGACUGAUAACCUACAUGAGCUCAGGACCAGUUGUUGCAAUGGUGUGGCAGGGUUUGGACGUGGUUAAGACUGCGCGUAAGAUGUUGGGAGAGACCAACCCUGCAGACUCGCUGCCAGGAACCAUCCGGGGAGAUUACUGCGUGGAAGUGGGCAGGAACGUGAUCCACGGCAGCGACUCCAUGGAGAGCGCCCAGAAGGAAAUCUCUCUGUGGUUUCGUCAGAGCGAGCUUCACUGCUGGGAGCACAGCAGCAGCCACUGGAUCUACAACUGACAAUCUAAACCCGCUGUCUGUACACCGUCCUGUUGGUAAACCAGUGUUUAUUUUAAGUUAGUCUCAUUACAAGUCCCAUCAUGACAUCAUACCUCAGAGGAAUAUUUUGGCUUUAGUAGUUAGUUGCCACAUAAAAUGCGGUGUCAUUGCUGCCUUGCUGGAUCUCUUGAUGCUGCUGCUUUUUUUUUUUUCUUCAUACAUUCACAUUUUUAUCUAUGUGAAGUACAUUUAAGAGGUGAAAUGAUUGUACAAAGCAAAAGUGCACUAAAUGAGAAUAACUUGACUUGACGACCUCUGCUUCUGUUAGUUUUCAUUAUAGUUUUUGAUUAGUCCGGAACACUAGCUCAUGUUCACAGUUUUUAAGCAAUAAGCUUGGAUGUGAAGCAAUAAAAGGGCAUACAAUUAACCCAAAAGGUUAAUUUCUAUUAAAAGGUACAGGAAACUUUUCUCAUCACUUUUUUUUUUACAUAUUUUUUUCCAAUUCAGUACAUAAGUACCCAGGUGAAGUUACACAAAAUAUCAAAUCACAGCUAAACUGUUACCAGCUUGGUUUUUGUAACCCACUUAAGCUGAAAUUUCUAUGACACAAUAUUUUUUCCUUUGCUACUCGGAAUAAGCUUCUUGUAAUUUUUAAGGUGAAAAAAUUAGCUGAAUGUAGAUGUUUCUUCUGUAAUAGUCCUUGCAGUAGAAACCCCAAAACAUUUAAUUAACGUUAACCAAUACCAUUAUUGCCUUUUUGCACAUUCAUGACUUUGUUUUCCUGUACCUUUUUAAAAUUCAGACUCUAAGGGUUAAAAAUACAUUGUCACAUCACUUGAAAGUACUUGAAUAUAAUUAUGGAUAUAAGUUUUAAAAUAUGACACAUAAUAACUUUCUUGCUUUGAUUAUGGUUUUGUAAUUUCAUCAUGUCAGACUGUUUCCAAAUUAAAAUGAGCGGCACUGAUUGAAGUUUGCAAAUAACUUGUUGUAUUUAAAAAUACGUAACAUUUCCAUCACCUACUUGGCUAGGUCACAUUCAUGCUGUUAUGAAACACCUAUAAUGAUGCUGAGUGGAUUGUAUUGGAAUAGUCAAAAGCAAUAAAUCUAAUCUUGAAAUCCUUUUUAA